AAAUUAUCUCUCAUGAAAUGGCUGCUAAUCAUGUGAUCACAGCUCCAGUCUUUAUUAACAGCAUACUAGUUCAUUUGUGGUCUCCAUCCCCCAUCUACUGGGCAUUUCAGACAGGAAGCCUAACCUCUUUGUAGCAUUGUCCUGCAUGCUGAAGAUGCUGUUCUUGUUAAGUGCAAUCAUAUAUAAUUAAGUAAAAAGCCCGGGCUUGGGAUGUGCAUCUGAUUCCGCCUUGGUUACGACUCAUCUGCGGGUAAACUAUUGUCUAUGGUAAUAAAAAAAUCAGGAGCGGAGAUGUCAUUUUCUCAGUUUGGAUAUCCAUACAAUGGCAACUCUCAGUUUUUGGUUUCUGCAAAUCCAAGUACAAUGUGUUAUGAUUCCUCAGUAUCUAGAUCUCUGCCUGAGGUCUCUACUACUUCUGCCCAAACCCCUACCAUCUGCUGUCCUUCUAAUGAGAACAGGCUACUGGUCAGCACAAGGACUGAUCUGAGUGCAGCUCUCGGAGUCUAUAACCCUCAGUAUACCACAGCCAGUUCAGGCUACACUAGUUACCUUUCUUGCAGUUCGGACCCAACAUCCUUAUAUUCUACUUUGACCUCACAGUAUGAAUUGAAGGAUGGUGCCAGCUCUCUGCAUCCAGGGAUAGCUCAGCCCGCUGCAUACUAUCCAUAUGAUCACUCCUUGGGGCAGUACCAGUACGACAGGUUUGGAACUCUGGAUUUUACUGUGUCUACAAGACGGAAAAAUGCAACCAGAGAAACCACAAGUACCCUUAAGACCUGGUUAUAUGAGCAUCGAAAAAAUCCCUAUCCAACAAAAGGUGAAAAAAUUAUGUUGGCAAUUAUUACAAAGAUGACUCUUACGCAAGUGUCUACUUGGUUUGCAAAUGCCAGAAGGAGGUUAAAAAAGGAAAAUAAGAUGACCUGGUCACCCAAAAAUAAACCUGCAGAUGACAGUAAAGAAGAAAAAAGUGAGACAGAUGAAUACAGAACUGAGGGUGACCAUCCAGAGGAGAAAAUAUGCAAAAACGAGAAGGAAAUGAUUCAAAGGAAUUUGGAAGACACUGAGGAAGAGUCAAACAACUUCCAGAGUGUAGACAAGAGCAUAGAAUGCCAUCAGGAUGUGGCCAGAUCCAACUUGUUUACUUCAGGGACAAGUGAAAGCAUUGUUACACAAAAUUACAAUGCAACCACCAAUCCAUGUAAUAAAGAAAAUACAGAAGACUUUUUGGGACUAAUGGUGGGGAAAAAAAGCUUUCAAGGAUACAGCGAACAAAUAGAACUGAAAGGUCAAUGAAGACAAGCAAAGAUGUUUCGGAAUACAGACAAGCCAGUUUUAUGGAAGACAAUGAAUUGCUAAGGACAGCAUUCAGACCGGUUAUGAAGAGAUUCAUCAAUCAGACCUAAAGAUACCAGAGGUUAUUGUUACUUCACAUCUGAAAUUGUCUGAGAUAUAAUAUGUCAAAAUAUUUUUCUUUGUUCAAUCCUCAUCCAUAAUUCUUCCAUAGCCAUGAUAACAUGCUCACUGACUGAGCUGUCCUGUUGGCUGUACCAGUAUAAUAAAUUCUGUAGUAUUGUUAUUUUGUUUUCCUAGACAAUGAUGCUUAAACUGGAGGCCAGUAUACUGCAAAUCUGUGGCACCCAAGAGAAAACAAAUCCCCCAAGAUAAUAAUCAGGAAUAAGAGCUGCUAUAUGCUACGUGUGCUACUUCAACAUAAUAAAAAGACAAUUCUGGGGAGCACUGUGACACUUUCCCUUCUCCAAUAGUUGUUUUGUUGCUUUGUUUAUGUAUAUUUAGUGAUAUGACCGCAAAUACCAUUGUAAAAAUGGCAUGAGUCUGUCAGUCACUUUACCUUGCCCUAACUGAAUUUCAUUUGUGACCCUUUGGUUGGAGUCAAUCCCACAUUUAAGACCCCCACAAUAUGUUGUGUUUACCACUAUUGCACUUUGUUAUUGAAUAAUCCAGUUCCCUGAUAGCAUAUAGCAUUAUGCUUUUACCCAGGCAGUUUUAUUCAAUAUUGUAGCAUCAAAGUCAUGAUCUGAACAAGGGAAUCUGGCUGAAGUUGCUCAGAUGUCAAUUUACAUACCUACAGCAUAUAAUUAAAUACUUUUUUCAGGCCCAUUAAAUUAUAUUGUGCUAUACUUUGCCAAUAUUACAAGUUCUACAAGACAUAGGCAAUGAUAUAAACA
Hyla sarda is the source of this 2186-nucleotide messenger RNA. It is a transcript of the gene IRX6, whose product is annotated as iroquois homeobox 6. The transcript is spliced from 8 exons. The record is from RefSeq and is a predicted model, not a curated record. Bases 265 to 1293 code for a protein of 342 amino acids. Gene Ontology annotation, cellular component: nucleus. Gene Ontology annotation, biological process: neuron differentiation; regulation of transcription by RNA polymerase II; cell development. Gene Ontology annotation, molecular function: DNA-binding transcription factor activity, RNA polymerase II-specific; RNA polymerase II cis-regulatory region sequence-specific DNA binding. Lineage: Eukaryota; Metazoa; Chordata; Amphibia; Anura; Hylidae.